GUGAACGCAGUAAUGUGUCAUUUAGUUUCGCUGUGCAAGUACAUAUCUGUCAUGGCAACAGUUCGUGGGCUAGUUUGGUCAAAGACUUGCUGAAAUUGUCGUUUUUUCCCCCCGUUAUCUGGUGGAUCGCGUUUGAAAUGGAGAAGCUGCCAAAAACAUCUGCUGCAGAUGCUACUCGAAGAAAGGAGCCGCGUCCAGCGCCCAGCGGAGCUGUGUCGGACACGGUGUCACUGCCGUCCUAUAAGGAAUAUCCAGCCCUUCGCCCGUUCAUCCACACACAUGUAACACACGCACUGAACCCACACCGGCCCGCGUCACCGAUCAAGGGCUGCCCCGAGACCAGCAGCGCAGCCAUCCUGUCUGCUUUGAAUAAUCUGCAGGAGAAGAUCACAAAGCUGGAGUUUGAGAAAGCCCAGGGAGACUCGCAGGUGGGACCUUUCAAACAAGAUCCGUCUGACGCCCUGGUGCGGGGUGACGGAGCCUCCAGGCAGGAGUUGCAGCCUCACGCUGAUUCCAGUCACGCCUUGCUCACUAACCUGGUGGCUGCUGAGGCUCGCUGCGUGAAGCUGGAGAGACAGCUGGAGCACAUGAGGAAGAUGCUGCGGAACGUCAAGUCAGACAGCAGCAGUCACCUGCGUCAGCAGGUAGUCGCCAGAGCAACACCUGCCCAGCAGCGACUCGACCCAGUGGCAGAGCAGGCUCACUCGGAGAAGCUGGAGCGACUGGAGAAGGAGUGCCACAAGCUGACUCUGAAUCAGAAGCAAGCUCAGACCAAGAUUCACGCCCUAGAGAUGAAGCUUCAGGAGGAGGAGCAUCAGAGGAAGCUGGUGCUGGACAAAACUAAAGAGUUGCAGUCAGGGUUGGAGACGAACCGACUCCUGUUCAAGUCUGUUUCACCUGCACAGCCUCAAGUGAAAAAAAGUCUUUCCCAGAAAUCUCCGCCACGUCUGACGUCUAGUGUUCAACCUCACUAUAGGUUGAGCCUCCGAGAUGUACCUUUCAUCGCUGGGACGUCUGUCAGUAAGAGCCACUCGGUCGCAGCAAACGUCCAGUCGGUUCUGUCUCUCCUGAAGCGGCACCAGCCCCACCUGUGCAACGACCGCGUCCUUUCUCCGAACGGCCACGCUGUUGAUGGCUCCUCCUCGUCUUCGUCCGUGGGUGAUGAGGAACUGUCUGAGCUGCUGCGGGCGCUGCAGGAGGAGCUGCGGCUGAUGAGCAUAGAGCAGCGAGAGCUGGCCAGGCAGCUGGAGCUCAGCGUGUCUCUGCAGGAGACCAAUGACCUGCACCACCAGCAGGAGAGGCUGCAGUUGAAGAUGGACCAGAAAGGAGAGCAGAUCAGCAAACUCAUCCAACACAAGAGACAGCUGAAGAAGAUGAGGAAGGAGAUGAACUCUGCAGGAGGCUGCAGGCCUGAGAGCAGAGCAUCUGCAGGCAGAGGGCGACCAGCUGGAGCAUCAAAGCCAAAUCCAGGAGACAGAAGCAAGAGAAACCUGCGGCUGCUGAGGGACAUGAGAGCUCUGCAGAAAUCUCUACGGACCUGAACGCCUCUCACCCCAGUCCUGUGGUGGGUCUCCUGUCCCUUGUGCUCACCUGAACCCGCUUGAGCUGCAGCUUAUUUAUUAGUCCUGUGUCUCUACCUCUUCAUGACGAAAUCAUGUCUGAUGUUGUUUAGCAAGUCAAGAGGUUUUGUUUUAUACCAGCAGAGGGCGCGAUUGUCUGCGGAUCACUGCACCUGAAACGUCUCCUGCAUGUAUGAUCUGCAGUUCUGUUGACUAUUUUCUAUUGUGGUUAAGACUAUCAGCUUUAAUUUUCCUAACAUUUUUUGUUGUUUAGAGCCACGACAACAACGAACUAACAAUUUAUUUUUCAGGGAAAUAAAGCUGGUAUUUUCAAUGGUGUGACUGGUGUAUUUCCUCACCUUGAUGCCGUGAACGUUUUUCAGGCUUUUACAGAGGAUGUUUUCAAAUGUGCAAAUGUCCAAGUGGAAGUUUAAUACACAUGUGUUUAAUUACUAACCGAACCCAGUUAUUUACAGACUGCACACAACACACCACCCCUUUGUGAAACAAUGUAAAGUCAAUGGCAAAAUACAAACAUAGAGGAAAUACAGGAACUAGCAACACAAGGAAAUAUAACCAUAACUUAACAUGAAGAGCUUUCUCAUAAUAAAGUCUAUGAAAUUGAAACACAGAUGAAACUCAUUAAACAGUCAUCUACAGUUUAGAAGAAAAAAACUAGACAAUUUUAUAUGAUGAACAUUUGCUGCUUUAAAAAAGACUGAAACUGGACAACAAUAAAUAAAUAAAGCACAUUUGGACCAAACAAACAAAAAUGAUAUGGAAUAAUGAAACAAAGCAGGUAUUCUAAAUACAUCAGGUCAA
This is a messenger RNA of Synchiropus splendidus (mandarinfish), 2381 nucleotides long. RefSeq names its product centrosomal protein 57 (gene cep57). Gene Ontology annotation, molecular function: gamma-tubulin binding; identical protein binding; microtubule binding. Bases 138 to 1541 code for a protein of 467 amino acids. Lineage: Eukaryota; Metazoa; Chordata; Actinopteri; Syngnathiformes; Callionymidae. Gene Ontology annotation, cellular component: centrosome. The transcript is spliced from 11 exons. The record is from RefSeq and is a predicted model, not a curated record.